Trematosphaeria pertusa is the source of this 2319-nucleotide messenger RNA. RefSeq lists its product as uncharacterized. The transcript has 3 exons. Gene Ontology annotation, biological process: proteolysis. Gene Ontology annotation, molecular function: serine-type peptidase activity. The coding region runs from base 1 to 2319 and encodes 772 amino acids. NCBI's taxonomy places the organism in Eukaryota, Fungi, Ascomycota, Dothideomycetes, Pleosporales, Trematosphaeriaceae. The record is from RefSeq and is a predicted model, not a curated record.
AUGAGGACCUUGUCUUUCCUUCUAAUCGCUGGUGCCACCGUGCAUGCCCAGGCCAUCGUACCGAAGCUUGUGGGCUCUAUCGAGCAACGGUCGCCGCCGCCGACCCUCUUCAAGCGCCAGCAGUUCCAGGAACCAUGCGAAGAAGUAGCCGCAUCAUGGGUAGCCCAGAAGGCGAAUGCUACCUCUGACCAGAUCUACGUCCCAGCUCAGGUCGCCUAUGAUUGUCUACAGUCCGUGCCGGUCGACAAGGACGGGGAUGUGAAGCAAAUCGAAGAGCUUAAGCAAUUCUUGCAAUUCCAGUCAACACUCAGCUACCUGAAAGACCGCCCGGAGAACCAGACCAAGCCAGUCGAUAUCAUCGGGGAGCUAGACGCAAUCUCCAGCAGAGUUCAGCAAGGGGCUUACACGAGCGACUACGAAGUCCAGCUUGCGAUCAAGGUCCUCCUUGACAGCGCCGUCGACUUCCACCUUCGCUGGUCAUCAGAUAUUCUGGAGCCUUUCGUGUUCCAGAGAUACGGGGUACUUCUGACGUCGCUCUCCCAGGAUGGACUCUCGCCACCCAGUAUCUAUCUUGCAACCGAUCUGGCCGCCAUGGAGAGCUUCAACUUCACACCCUCGCCAAUCAAGUCUAUCAACGGGAAAAAUGCAACUGAAUACCUUUACAAUAUCUCCAUGCAGGCAAAUUACCACGACGCGGACGCCAGGUAUAACCGGCUUUUUCUCAACAAACCCCGCGUGUCAAGCGGCAGCGUCGAGCCCGGCCCCUUUGCUCAGGGCGGUCUCUUUGAUGGACCAACUACGUCUUUUGUCUUUGCAAAUGGCACCAACAAGACCGUAGAGAACCUUGCCUUCGUCGGACCUAAUUUCGACUUUACCAAUGUAACCGAUGGCGAAUCUUUUUUCAGUACGUUUUGUCAAGGUGGUCCUCCCGACGACACAGAAGAGGCGACGCCUACUCCAACACCAACUUCCCGCAAUCAGACUUCUUCCACGGCAACUCCGACGCCAGAAGCUACACCCACGGGAUACCCUACGCCAAUAUUCUUCCAGAGUUCCCUUGCAGUGCAAGGAUACUAUCUGAAUGACACCGGAUACGAUGAUACCGCCGUCCUCGCAAUCCCCAACUUCGGCCCUAAGACCAAGGCUACGAACGAGACAGGCGCGAUGGAGACUCAGAGACUCCUACGCGCCUUCUUUGCCGACUGUAUCAAGCAAAAGAAGACCAAGCUCAUCAUCGAUCUUCGCGGAAACGGCGGUGGUACGAUCGACGUGGGCUUCGAAGUCUUCAAGCAGCUCUUCCCAACUGUCCAACCAUAUGGAGCCUCGCGAUAUCGCGCCCAUGAUGCGUUCCACAUCUUCAGCGCUGCCAUUGCCGACUUCGCGUCGAAUACGACGGUCGAAGGAAUAGAUCCCGACGCAUAUGCAUAUGGCAGCGAGAACAAUUUCUACUUCGGCAACAUCAUGAAUGUGGAUGGUCAACCAUUCAAAUCCUUCCAGGACUAUUAUGGCCCAUACACAUUCCACAAUGACACGUUCAUAUCUCCUCGACGGUACAACUUCUCCAACCACGCAGGCGGCUACACCAGCUCCGCGUCCUUCAACCUCACCGGCUACGCCCCCGAACCCACACCACCCCAACCCUUCGACGCCUCCAACAUGCUCAUCAUCCAAGACGGCCUCUGCGGCUCCACCUGCGCCAUCUUCUCCGAGCUCAUGCGCGAGCAAGCACACGUCCCCACCAUCUUCGUCGGCGGCCGCCCCAUGAACAGCCCCGCGCAAGGUGUCGGGGGCAGCAAGGGCGCACAGGUCCUCCCAAUCGAUGCCUUAGUGGAAAAUGCAGAACUUGUCGCGCAAUACACUCUCGCCGUCGACGGCGCCGCGAUGUCCAAGCUGCUGAAUGAGAGCGCGUUCGGGGUCCUAGCGAACCCCGAGCAGCUGAAGAAGAGGUCGGCGCAUUACACGGCCGAGACGAUUGCGGGGGCGAUGAACGCGCUGGACAACCUCAAGCAGAACGACAGCACGCAAACGCCGUUGGAGUUUAUCUACGAGGCUGCUGACUGCCGCCUCUUCGACACGUUCGAGUCGUUCUUCAGCCCUGUACCGUUGUGGAAGAGAGCUGUCGACGCUAGGUGGGGGAGUGGGAAGUGUGUGGAGGGGAGUAUGGGGCAUUCGACGGCGAUUAGUGUGAUGAAGGGGGAGGGGUUUAAUAAGCAGCAGGUUAAUGCGACAGAGCCGUUUACGGGUGCUGCUGAGGGCUUGCGGAUGUCGGGGUUGAUGGCGGGUGGUGUUGCGGUGGUGGUGGCAGCUCUGAUGCUGUGA